This is a messenger RNA of Gigantopelta aegis, 5282 nucleotides long. RefSeq names its product protein NDRG3-like. NCBI's taxonomy places the organism in Eukaryota, Metazoa, Mollusca, Gastropoda, Neomphalida, Peltospiridae. The record is from RefSeq and is a predicted model, not a curated record. The transcript has 15 exons. Gene Ontology annotation, cellular component: cytoplasm. The coding region runs from base 324 to 1475 and encodes 383 amino acids. Gene Ontology annotation, biological process: signal transduction.
ACCACCUACCACAGCUGUAGUUUAAAAUGUGCUGGGGUGUUGUUAAACACACACUUCCUUCUUUUGUUCAUGGUAUGUGUAUGUAUGUGUGUACCUUGUACAUGAUUAUUUCCCUGAGGUAUUCCACACUAUACACAUACAUCAUGUAAUAGCCCCAGGCAGAUCUCCAUGAGUGUACUUUCACUGGUAUGGAAAUCACUAGCCAUGGUAUGUGAAGACUAUAAACGUCAGGCCGCCUAUAAAAUAGUUUGUGUUCCAUGCGUGACCAGCAUGAUGGAUGUCUUUAACAAAGUGUUAGGCAUGGUUUUCCCCAUCUUAUAAGAAUGGAGACUCACCGUCUGUUGUCAAAUUUGUCCGUCGACGAGGAGGAGAGGACAAUGGAGAAGUUAACUGAUAUUGAACUUACGAACAUUGCUACAACUGAUCCGAAACCCAGAUCAUUUGCAAAUGAUGCCACAGCGAUUCUAAUACAAGAAGAUGAUGUUGAGACACCAUACGGCAACGUCCACGUCGCUAUCCAGGGAGACCGGUCCAAGAUGGCCAUUCUCACCUACCACGACAUCGGCCUCAACCACGUGACAUGUUUCCAGGGAUUCUUCAGUUUCUCCGAGAUGCAGCCGAUACUGCGACACUUCUGUGUGUACCACCUGAACGCCCCGGGACAGGAGGAGGGCGCCAUGCAUCUCAAACCAGAACAUGAUGUUCUGGGUAAUCCCGAGUCGCUAGGUCAGAGGUUUGUCUACCCAACUAUGGACCAGCUUGCGGAAAGUGUUCACAGCGUUGUAGAGCAUUAUGGCUUGAAGAGGUUUAUUGGGUUUGGAGUUGGAGCAGGAGCAAACGUCCUGUCUCGUUACGCUCUCUGCUACCCAGACCAGGUGGAUUCUCUGAUUGUUGUGAACGCGACGGCAGCCCAGGCAGGCUGGAUUGAGUGGGGAUAUCAGAAAAUGAAUUCCUGGUACCUGUUCAGCGGUCAGCUGACUAACUUCACCGAGGAGUAUCUGCUGUGGCACUGGUUUGGAAAGAAAACUCGCUGGUCGAACCACGAUCUGAUCACAGUGUACCAGGACUACGUCAAAUCCAUCAACCCCCAGAAUCUUGCACUCUUCAUUCAGUCGUACCUCAAACGUACAGAUCUGCAGAUUGUUCGCGAGCUUGAUGCAAUGAAGAAGACACAAACCAGAACCCUCAAGUGUCGAACGCUGAUUCUGGUCGGUGACGACUCCCCCCACAUCGACGACGUUGUCGACAUGAACGGGCGGAUGGAUCCCACUGAGACAGAUUUCAUGAAGAUCGCUGACUGUGGUGGGAUGCCGUUGGAGGAACAGCCAGGCAAAGUGUGCGAAGCAUUCCGUUUGUUUAUCCAGGGCAUGGGAUAUGUUCCUGCCCUCCACCAGCUGAAGAGUGCUGCAGGGCAGGCUACGCUGGUGAGCAACAUUCACUCCCUGGAACAGAACCCAGUGCAGGCCGUGUGCUAGCCUGGUGAGAUGAGAGACUUGGAAACCACUUAGAGAAACGGACUACUCCGCUGGUCGAUAUUUAGACAGGCUAACACUAGAUCACGCUGCGCUGAUCAGACAAGCUGUAUUAUCAGCAGAAUGAAAUGUUUUUGAAAUUUUUUAGACUGACCACUGUGUCAUUCAGUUAUUUUGUAGACCACUUUGUCACUCUUGUCAUUGAUGUCAUUAGCCGUGUCACAUUGUCACUGAUGUCACUGCUCUCUCUCAUUCUAGUCGGAGGUGGGUUUUAACUUUCAUGGAAUUGACUGAUCAAAACUGUUGGUCCUAGUAGGACAGUUUAUCAAGUAGUAUAACAGACUUGUGAAACUAUGCUUUUGUUUAACGUUACCCACACACUCUCCAUAUGUGACUAACAAUCUUUCUAAUCCAGUCAUUUAUGCAUAUUAUCUUUUAUAGCUUACCAGGGCUUAUGCUGUCCUUCACCACACCAAUUCGACAAAUACUAAUUAAAGUUCAAUAUAUCCCAUUAUAAAAUUAACCAAAAGGUUAUUCAAAAAUCAAAUAAAUACUGUUCUUUAAAGAGCCUUAAUUAUUAUUUUGGGGGUGAGGGCGUAACUUAAACUUCUAUUUGGCUACCAUUGUUUUGGGGUGGGGUUCAGUUUAAGCCCUGGUUUACAGUAAAUCAUGUUUAUUUUUGUUGUUUUUUGCUUUCUUUCUUUUUUUUUCUUCUUUUUUUAAAUCAUGUUCUUGUGCGUAUUCAUAGAUAAGAUUGUAUGUAAGCCAGUGCAUCUUAUAUUGAAUCACAUUUAGUAUCUAAACUCGCCAGAGUACAUAUUUUGUAAAGCAUUAAGACAUUCGCCUUUAUUGUCCAUGCAUUUGAGAAUGUCUCUUGAGUGAUGACUGUUUGACAGUUGACUGUUUGUUACAGUUUCAGUUUUGGUUGUAAUACCUUCUUUUUCUGUUUUGUUUUCUUAUAAAGGUAUUUUAGAGUUACUUCUCUUUGUAUCAAUGUCUAUUUUUUCUUUAAGAAAACAUUUAUAUAUAUUUGAUGAUUUAUGUAAUAAUUUUAAAACAGUAUUUUGUGUAAAUAUGUUUUUGGUUUUUGUUGUUGCGUUGUGAUAGUGACUCAUAAGGGUUAGUGUUUGUUUUCAGUGAUGUUUUGUUUUUGUCUGGGCAAGGGCAUUUCCAGAAUUGAUCACAUGGGUGGGUGUCAGGUGGUGUAUGAUUACUGAUUGCUUGGUAGAUCUGCCAAAUCUUUUCCAUUAUGCAUAUGGUUUAAACAAAGUUUUAUUUUGUAACUGGUGGUAUGUUGCCAUACAUAACAUCCUCAUCCCACCCAAUCCACCCCCUCAUAAUGUGAUCAGUUUUGAAAAACAUCUAAAAAUAGAUGUCUAUAACUACAAGCAGACUGUCUAUCAUUCCAUUAGUUUGCACACUGAAUCUCUGUACUGUUCUGUUUCCAUCAAUCCCAGACCUCAUUUUAUUGUAUAAUCCUGCAAUACUAAUGCCAUACUAUGUUUGUUUAAUAUUCCUCUGUUUAUAAAUUCUACGUUUGUCAGGGUCAUACCUAACCUAAAGUAUUGGGGGAUGGGGGAAACCCAGUAACAAAGAAUUACAGGGAACAUUUUGUCCAGUAUCACGUCGCUAUUCUCUACGUAAGUUUCAGAGAUCACUACACAAUUUUAAAACAUUAAACAGUAAUUGGUAAUCAAUUUUAAAUUGACUAUAAAUAUUGCUAAUCAAAAUUUUGAUUUCAAAAUGUUCCCUGAAUUUAGGGAAAACAAAUAUAGGACCUUCUCCAGUUAGAUCCUUGACCGGUUAGGUAUGGCCCGUAUGUGUUUCUGUAUAUGAAAACAUGGUUGUGUGUAUGUGGUUUUGGUUUGUGUGAUUCAUCAAUCGGUUUUUAUAAUGUUUGAAGAAAUAAUAAUUUGAUAUUGAAGUUAAUUCUUCACCCAUCAGUAUUGUUUACUGCUAAUAGACAAACAUAUGGCAAUCAUCUCAGUUUUUCAUUUUGUGAGGAUCCAGUAUAUACUUCCAAUAAGGAUUGUUCCAGAAUUAAUAAAAUAGGGAUAAUAGGGAGGAUGCCAUAUUUUGUCUUUCUGUACCUACCACUUACAAAAUAACUUAAUUAAACCCCUCUAAAAAAUGUGGCAGGUCCAUUAGACACAAUGUAGUUAUGGUGCCUCACACACCACCCGGAUGUGAUUGCUUUUGGAUCCACUCUAAAUAAUAACUAGUCAUAUUAAAUACCCACCAAAGACUCGCUGUUAAAACAAUGACUGGGGUUGAAACAAACCAAACAUCUAAAGAGUUUACCGAUCAGUAAAUUCAUGUUUUUGUGAAAGAAAAAAAGAAAAGAUUAUGUAUUGUGAUAUGAAAUAAUGUGUACAGAGAACUUCUUAGAACCGGACAUUGAAUAAACCAGAAUUCCCACAAAACCACAUGUUUUACAUGGUUCCUGUUUAAAUAUCUGUACAGAACAGAACCUCUGUAAACCAGAUACACCUAAUAACCAGACUUUUAUUUCAACCCAUGGAUUUCCAGUUUAGAGGGGUUUCACCGCAUUGGCUUUUAUCCUGGUUAAUAAAAUAAAAAAAAAUAAAAAAAAACAUUUCAUAGAAUUAAAGAAUUUCUACUUAAUAUUUGUGAUGAAUCGGACAAACCAGAAAUACAAGAUUAUUAUUAUUAUUAUUAUAGUGAUGUCACUUGUUCUACUUAAAUUUGUGAUGUUGGUAACCUUUAUGUUUAUCUCUGUGCGGAAGGCUGUGGAAUCAUAUGCAAAGGUUUUAAUUCAUCUUUUCUCUGAUGAACAUUUGGACAUAACAGUAUGUCAGAUAAUAUUAUAAAUGAUUCAUCUAGUAAUACCACAUUUUGAGAAGAAUAUAUAAAGAAUUAAUCAAAUUAAAAAGUUCCUGUUCUCAGAAUUAAAAUCCACUGCCUGUGUAAUAAUUAUAAUGAAUUUUGAAAUUUGCCUUUUUGUACUUUGGUUGUCACGACUGUAGAUUUUCCUGUGUAUGAAAAUAGACAUUUUGUGUUACCAGUCCAGUUGUUUGUAUUGAUAUUUAUAUGCCUUUACAUGACCCUGUAUUGUAUUAUGUGACUAUAUAAUCAAGAUAUCAAUUACAAACUGUUCACUUACACAUGAAUACUAGUGGUUGUUAGUAACAAAUGGGAUGGACAGUUUGAAACAACAGAAUUGUUUUCGGAUUUUUUAAUGUUUUAAUUAUAUGUAUCGUAGUUGAAAUGAGUGAGCAAUGGAGACAUGUAUAAUUAAUUCACAGGGCUUUCACUGUGUUUUUGUUGUUCGUUCCACAUUUUGUCAUGAGCCUAAAAUUGGCACUGUCUCAAAUUUUGGAAGAAGUGCUAUUGGUUGUAGAUAUUUAGCAGUUUGUGUAUCAAAAACGAGUGUGAUUCUAAAAUAAGUAUCAAGGGGAAUAAGUCACUGUUAAUUGAGAGUCAUGGUGAGUAAUUCCCGGUUGAAAACCUAGGAGAGUAUUAUUAAUUGAAAAUCAAGGGGGAGUAACACAUUGUUAAUUGAGAAUCAAGGAGAGUUACUUGUUCAGUUGAGGGAAAAGGGCAGUAAACUGCUGUUAAUUAUAAAUCAAGGGAGUAACCAAGGGUACAUUUUUAAUCGAGAAUAAAGGGGAAUAACCUGUUUUUAAUUAUGAAUCAAGGGGAGGAAACUGCUGUCAGACGAUCAGUUUGUUGUGUUUUAAGUAGAGUACAUAAUCAGAAUCUUUGUUUUUGUAUUUAUAUUAAGAAAAAAAUAAUUGUACAAAAUCAUUUGUGAAAAUUGUCAUGCAUACUAUUAAAUGCUGGGCAAAA